Messenger RNA from Priapulus caudatus, 2351 nucleotides. RefSeq names its product importin subunit alpha-5-like. The record is from RefSeq and is a predicted model, not a curated record. The coding region runs from base 216 to 2351 and encodes 711 amino acids. Lineage: Eukaryota; Metazoa; Priapulida; Priapulimorpha; Priapulimorphida; Priapulidae. Gene Ontology annotation, biological process: NLS-bearing protein import into nucleus. Gene Ontology annotation, cellular component: nucleus. The transcript is spliced from 14 exons. Gene Ontology annotation, molecular function: protein binding; nuclear import signal receptor activity.
CUCUUCGCCAACCCAAUCAAGUGACCCGAUACAAAAUUUUAAAUGAACGCGGCGCAGCCAAUCAGCGCUUGCUGUUAUCCUUCCUCUGAACCGAACCGUCACUUUUAAAGCUCCCAUUGAACUCUGAAGGCUGCACGCGUUUCUGAAGUUGUCCCGCUUUGUCUCAUUCUCAAUCUGAUUUGAAAGUUUCAGCACUCGACACAUUCAUCCUAAAAAUGGCACCAGCGCAAGAAAACGCAGUGACUCGGUUGAGAAACUUCAAAAACAAGGGGAAGGAUGUUGAGGAGCUGAGGAGGAGAAGGACUGAUGUGUCGGUCGAACUAAGAAAGGCAAGGAAGGAGGAUCAGCUCAUGAAAAGGCGAAAUGUUGACACGUGCCCCGAUGACAUGCCCACCAGUCCUCUGCAGCAACAAAAUACAAACAAGGCGCCUCAGAUGCAGCUGAAGGAUAUCAUCGCCGGUAUCCAUGGCAACGACGCGGCGAUGCAGCUGCAGUGCACGCAGGCGGCGCGGAAGAUGCUGUCUCGCGAGAAGAACCCGCCGAUAGACGUGAUCAUCGAUGCCGGCAUUGUCCCGAUCUUCGCGACCUUCCUCAACAAGGACGACAACCCGGCACUGCAGUUUGAGGCGACGUGGGCGCUCACUAACAUCGCGUCUGGCACGAGCGUGCAGACGCAGGCCGUCGUCAAAGCGAACGCCGUGCCGCGAUUCAUCGAGCUGCUCGCCUCGCCGCACCUCAACGUCAGCGAGCAGGCCGUGUGGGCGCUCGGAAACAUAGCCGGCGACGGACCGGAGCUUCGUGACUUUGUGAUCCGCGCCGGGGUCGUGAAGCCGCUGCUGUCGCUCGUCACGCCGUCGACGCCCGCGCCGUUCCUGCGCAACGUCACGUGGACGAUCUCGAACCUGUGCCGCAACAAGAACCCGCCGCCGCCGUUCGACACCGUCAAGCAGAUCCUGGCGACGCUCGCGCGCCUCGUGCACCACUCCGACAAGGACGUGCUCACGGACACCUGCUGGGCGCUGUCCUACUGCACCGACGGCACCAACGACAAGAUACAGGAGGUGGUUGCGUCGGGCGUCAUCACGCGUCUCGUGGAGCUGCUCUACUGCAGCGACGUCGCCGUCCUCACGCCCGCGCUCAGGAGCGUCGGAAACAUCGUCACGGGCGACGACUCGCAGACGCAGGUUGUCGUGGACGCCGGUGCUUUGCCAGCUUUCGCGCUGCUGCUCCAGCAUCACAAGGCGAACGUCCAGAAGGAGGCGGCGUGGACGUUGUCUAACAUCACCGCGGGCAACACGACACAGAUCCAGGCCGUCGUCGAUGCGAAGCUGCUUCCUCCGCUCGUACACGUGCUCGCAAAGGUACGCUCGUACACAUGCUCGUACACGCGCUCGCAAAGGUACGCGUCGUGGCACGAGCGCUCGCGGAAAGGUGCGCUCGUGCACGUGGGCGCUCGCAAAGGUGCGCUCGUACACGCGCUCGGCAAAGCGUUGCCUCGGCAAAGGUGGCGGCUCGUACAACGCGCUCCAAAGGUGCGCUCGUACACGCGCUUGCAAAGGUGCUCGCAAAGGCUGCGCUCGUACACGGCGCUCGCAAGGGUGGCUGUAACGUCGUCGAAUUAUCACACGCGCUCGCAAAGGUACAUCUCGUACACCGCGCUCGCCAAGGCGCUGCGCAGUGCUCGGAGUGCCUGGACACGGCGCUCGCAAAAGGUGCGGGCUCGUACACCGGCGCUUGCAAAGCGUGCUCGCAAAGGUGCGCUCGUCACGCGCUCGGCAAAGGUGCGCUCGUACACAGCGCUCGCAAAGUACUCUCGUACCGCGCUCUGCAACAAGUACGCUCGCAAAGGUACGGGUCGUGCACUGCGGCUCGCUAAAAAGGUGCGCUCGUACACGGCGCUCGGCAAGCUGCUCGCAAAGGUGGCCUUGUACACGCGCUCGAGGCAAAGGUACGCUCGUAACACGCGCCAGCCGCUGCGCAAAGGUACGCUCGUGCACGGCGCUCGCACAAGGGUACGCUUCGUGCACGCACUUGCAAACGUAUGCUCGUACACCGCGCUGCGCAAAGGUACGGCUCGUAACGCCGCUCGCCAAACGGUGCGAUCGCAAACGGGCGCUCGUAAGCACGGUGCUGCGCAAAGGUGCGAUCGCCAUAAGGUGCGCUCGUACAAGCGUCUCGCAAGGCGUGAGGCGACACGAUGGGGAACAGCUGGAGGCGGCGAUGCGGCUAAUGUGGCAGAUGAUGAGGAUGCAGAAUGUGGCGCAGUCAACAGGAGAAGUGGAAAUUUCGAACUUCGGUUCGGCGAAAAUGAUAAAGCAGCGGCAAUGGCCAACUGGUGGAUUUCGUUUUGA